Molecule: messenger RNA, 746 nt
Organism: Mercenaria mercenaria
Lineage: Eukaryota; Metazoa; Mollusca; Bivalvia; Venerida; Veneridae
Exons: 7
Coding region: 296-670 (124 amino acids)
Source: RefSeq, a predicted model, not a curated record
UAGCAACGCCACAUCACAUCAAGAAACAGACAUCUUCAACUGCUAUUUUAUUAUUUCAUUAUGGAAAAAUAAUGGCAAAAGAAAGUUCUGGCUGUUUCGCGUGGCUUAUCAGCCUUAAAAGAUCAUGCAAUGAGCGGUGGGCAAGGUUCAGAAACCGCUUCCGGCAAGGUUUUACGCCAGAAGAGGCCAAACUGUAGAUCCAGCCACCGUUUUGAAUGAAACAGGAACCAGUGACAUAGUCAUCAGUAAAACGCCUUACAAGUCAAACAAAAUAGUGCCACUAAACCAGGCUGCUAUGACAGUUCAAAAAGACAACCCAGAUGUCAUUGAAGAACAUGCACUAACUGCAGACGCUGACAAAGACUUUGACAAACUAGUUGGCGAGUACGUGUCCAGCAUUAUACACAGUGCUGCAGACGCGCUGAAGCAGACGUCGCUUAGCAACACAGUCGUCGUCAUGGAAAAUGUCGCAGACGACAAUGUGUCAUUGUCUUCAAGCAUUAUAAGCCAAAUGGCUGACACAGCAGUGACUGAGAGUUUGACGAAUAUACUAAUAGAAGCCGACAUCAACCACUCGGCCAUUUGUAAUGCCAGGUCUAAGACUGUCAACGAGCCUAGAGAUGCCUUUGAAGUUGUUUGCGGAAAUGUUGUUGAUGAUGACCUGCAAUAAGCUGUUUAUUAUUGUCCAAGUGGAAACUACAGGCCAGUCGCUCAGUGAUUUAUACAUGACUCUUUUAUCUUUUUUU